GCAGCAUCAAAGCCGGCCCUGGCCAUCACCACGGAGCGCUCCAAGUCCUGUGACGAUGGCCUGAACACCUUUCGUGACGAGGGGAAGCUCCUACGUCUCGGGACGGCUGAAGACUCGAGAUCAAAGAGGCACUCGACCUCCGACCUCUCAGACGUGACAUUCAGCGACCGCGCCUUCCCCGUCCCCCCCGCCCCCUCGUGGUCCCUGUGCAAGGACAGGCGGGAGGCCGUGACCUACGCGCCGCCCCCAGGUGAGGAGGAGCAGCCGAUCAGCGUCCGAGCGAGCCUGGUGGACAUCUCCUACAGCGAGACCAAGAGGAAGCACGUCUUCCGGCUGACGACCGCUGACUUCUGUGAAUAUCUCUUUCAGGCAGAGGAUCGGGACGACAUGCUGGCCUGGAUCAAAGUCAUCAGGGAAAACAGCAAAGCCGAGGGCGAGGACCCCGGGUUUGCAAGCCAAGCACUUAUCAACAAGAAGCUAAAUGACUACCGGAAAGUGAGGUAAGGGCCCCGGGCGCCUGCCCGGCUGGGGGAGCAGCCCCUAAUGGUUAGGGCACUAGCCUGCGAAGUGAGCCAGGUCCCUGCUCUGACACAGACCUUGCGUGUGGCCUUGGGCCUGUCACUUAGCAUCUCAAGGGGCCAAUAGGCUGGGAGGGUGAAUGCUGUAGCGGUGCACAGCUCCUGCACAGGAGGGGGCCGGAGAAAUAGAGGGGCCCUAGCAGAGCGACACUUCCGGAAAUUACCCCACUAAACCAAACCGGUUUCAGGCAGCGGGUGAAUCCGGUUUGAG
This is a messenger RNA of Pelodiscus sinensis (Chinese soft-shelled turtle), 789 nucleotides long. The record is from RefSeq and is a predicted model, not a curated record. Lineage: Eukaryota; Metazoa; Chordata; Testudines; Trionychidae.